Messenger RNA from [Torrubiella] hemipterigena, 2466 nucleotides. The record is from the annotation of a GenBank genome assembly. Lineage: Eukaryota; Fungi; Ascomycota; Sordariomycetes; Hypocreales; Clavicipitaceae.
AUGCCACCCAAGAAGGAUACUUCGGCCAACAUUGGCGGAAAGCUGCAAAACGGCAAUCGCGGAGGCUUUCGCACCGAUACUGCUAUCUCCAACUCUCGAUUCGGAAACGAAAGAACCCUUCAAAAAUGGGUUCCGGACGCCGAUGAUCAAAUGGAUGGCGGCUUGGAGCAAACUGCAUCUACUGGUAAAGGCUGGGAUCAAUUUGCCGAAAACGAGCGCCUAUUUGGUUUGAAAACCAACUACAACGAGAACUACUAUACUACCGCGAUUGAUAAGAGCCAUCCACAAUACCGCGAGCGAAUGGCUGCUGCUGAGAGGACCGCUAAGGAAAUUGAACGCAGUGCCCCAGCCACCGCUCAUGUAGCGGAGGAGCGUGUGAUGGACUACAAGGCAGGUAGCGGACAGCCAGAAGAGAAUGAAGAGGACAAAUAUUCCGGAGUCCGCCGACAACAGGACUUCCCACCACUGGCUGGCAGCAGUGGAAAUAACAAGUAUACCCCUCCUGCCCGAAGAGCGCCUACUGCGCAAUCUACGGUUAAGGGUGCUCCUGUCGACCCAGCCAUCAUCUCUUCACAAAUCAAAAAGACGCCAGCCGCGACGCCAGAUGCUUCGCGUGGUCAGACACCUGAGGCCACGAAGAAUGGAGCUCUGCCAAAGCCUGAUUCUACAAAGACCACCACUUCCAAUACGGAGUCAAAGCCCAUUGAAGACAAGCCUGUCAAUGCUAAGGAGGCAUCUGUAACUGAGGGGAAGACUUCUGAGAAACCGGCACAAUCUCAAACCCCAUCUUCUACCAAAGAUGCUACUCCCAGCGCUACAUCCACCGUGGAACGCGAUGUUCUGAAGGAAUUCAAGUCGUUUGCAAGUCAACAGAGAAUGCACGCUGAAAAGGCCCGCACCACCAAAGCCAAAGCUGACAAGGAAGUCAGACUUACAGAACUGCGUAAAUUUGCGAAUAGCUUCAAGCUCUCAACACCCGUCCCCAGUGACCUCGUUUCCAUUAUUGCUAAGGAUCCAGCGAAGCAAAAGGAAAUACAGGCUAAAGCUAUCAAGAACGCUGAAGACCUUGCGAAAGCCAAGUCGGACGUGCCUGCCAAGGAAAAAUCCCCUGCUCCCAAAGAGUCCCAAUCAAAGCCCUCAGAGCAAUCUGCUACGGCUGAUGCGAAGGGCGUCCGUGCUCCAACCGCUCCUCAAGGAACACCACCUGCUGGUACAAAUGGCAGACAACCUGGCGCCAGACAGCAAUAUCCUCAGCAGCAAUACCACGGUCAGCCCUUCAGAGGUAAUCGUGGGGCUCCUCAGCACGCAACAGCUCAGCAGCAGACUGGCACUCUUGCACAGCGUCUACGCAAUGUGGAGCAACAGAAGUUCUCUCAGCCACCAACAGCUGCUGAUCCCAACUUCAACCGCCGACACAGUGGGAUUACAGCCCCAGCGGGUGGAAAGCUAAACCCCAAUAGCCACGAAUUCCGUCCCAGCCCAUUUGCUGCCGCCUUCAACCCCAACAGUCAUGCAAGUGCUGGGUCAAGCCCACGCUCUGCAGUCAACAACGUUUCCGAUACCUCUGCAGCACCUCCUGUUGCUCUGCUUAUCAGACGCAAGACUAAGGCCGUCGAUGUUACCAAGUGUCUGAUUCUAUCCCACAUCAAAACCAUUAAACCACCACAGGGUCGUAAAUGGGAUGAUAACGGUGGUCUUCGACCGGCCUUUGACACUCUUCCAACCUGGCGACAGCUGCAAGAUGACGAAAAGGCAGAUUCUACGAUGCACCUGACCUACAAGGAAUACUUUGAGCGUAACCCCUUUGCAGGUGCUUCCGCGCCGACACCAAACCCUCCACAUGUGCUUCCACACUUGGCUCAUCAGCAUCAGCUUCCGUUCCACCUCCAGCACGGCGCUGGCCAGAGACAAUCCCCCCAUAUGUCGCCUAUGCAGAUGCACAACCCUCAGCAUGGUGGUGCCUAUGGUAAUGAUGAGCAUCGUAUGAUGCACUCCAACUCCCAGCAAUCCUACGCUUCUCCUCGUAUGGGGCAGAUGCACAUGGCGUACCCCGGAGUCGGAUCACCUGGACAGAUGCAGUACAACCAGCAGAGUUACAUGGCACACGGAAAUCCGCAGAUGGGUCAAUAUAGGAGUUUCUCCAACACUCCGCACUAUGUCCCUCCUCAGCAGGCCCAAAUGGGUGGCCAUAUGAUGAUGAUGCAGCCAGGUUUCAUGGGUCCUCAGGGAAUGGUUGGUGCGCCUCAAAUGAUGUACCCGGGUGCGCAUCCACACUUCAUUCCCCCCUCCGGCCCUCCACAGCCAAACGCCGGCACAAAUGGUUAUCCAAGCCCUGGUAGACCCUCGGCACCAGCCAUGGCUCAUCAAGGCUCUCAGCAAGGCCAACCUAUCUACGGUAUGAGCCCCAGUGUGCAGUAUAACCAACCUGCAUAUGGUGCGGGACAGCCUAACGGCGCAACCCAGUGA